Molecule: messenger RNA, 1728 nt
Organism: Aspergillus puulaauensis
Lineage: Eukaryota; Fungi; Ascomycota; Eurotiomycetes; Eurotiales; Aspergillaceae
Exons: 3
Coding region: 1-1728 (575 amino acids)
Source: RefSeq, a predicted model, not a curated record
AUGGGAGAGAGCCGAGAAUCCUAUAGGAAGGAUUUCAAUGCGGUUAGCAGCAAAACAGAAGAAAUCUGUACAGAUCUCGCUUUUACAACCACCCACCCUCCCGAUGUCUCGCAAAGGAGCCGCAUUGUAGCUGUCUGCGGUAUCACCGACUAUGACAACCUUGCGGACCCGGAGCUUGAUGGAUGGCUCUUUAGCGACUUCUAUCUGUUUCACUAUCUAUCCAACCCCCUUCACUUCCGCACUUCAUCCCAAAUAUGGCUGACAUGUGUCGACCCAGCGCAUCUGGUGGCCAAAUAUGGUGAAUAUGCUCACGGCGACCCCCGAAACGAGCGCCGAAUUGUCCUCGAGGAAGCGCUUUUGCCAGAUAUUCGCCGGGCUGGAAAUAUCCGCUUCGUGGAUAGACUUGUCUUACUGGAAAGUUUUGUGAAGACGGUCGAAGAGCAAGCUAGAGAGGCUAAAAAGAAUGAUGAACAUCUAAUGAUUUUCAUUUUCGGCCACGCUCAGUACGGUGAGUAUGGAGUCUAUAUCGGCGGUGCAAACCCCGAGUCAGACCAUUCUGUGCUGAAGGUUCGGAGAUUAAGGGAAGCUAUACCACAGGGGCUGAAUACGACUCUCCUUCUGACUUCAUGCUAUUCGGGAGGCUGGUUAGUUCACCCAGAUGUGAACUACAAUCACAGAUUGAAUGUGCCUGGAAUUUCAGCAUCGGACCCGAAUGAGGAAACCCUGUCCUGGUACAUGAGUGACAGCGUCGGCCGCGCAUCUGGAAGCACAAUCGCUGCUGCAAUACUCAGUCAGUUGAUAGACAUUGAGGAGAACGAAAAUGCGGAGGAUGAUCCAAGCUCCCAUCCAACCUAUAUCGACUUUGCCACAUCAAUCUAUGACAAAGCGAUUACCUUUGACACAUUUUUAAAGGAUCAAAAUGUGCAUUUCUCUGCACAAGUCGACGACUGGGAAGCGCAUUGGAAGUCGCGAACAGGGAUUCCACUUGCAAGACUAAAGGAACGGUGGGAAUGCCUGCGGCAGAUCCCGCCAAGCGGGACCAAGUCUACUGGUGAGGAACACUCUUUGGCGAACCGACAGACGGGCUCUCUUCAGCGAGAUCUUCAUCGUUUUGCAGUAGAGUAUUUGAAUGCAAGGCCGGGUCGGAAUAACGUGCCGCCCAACCAUACUUUAUAUGCGCGCCUGAGCAACUUCUUCAAAGGGGUCCCUGUGUCGUGCACGACAGAGACAGUCCAAGGCUUGCUGAACAAGGUAGUAUACAGGUUGAACAUGAUGGCGGAUGCGGACGAAUACGUCAAGGCGAUGGGCUUCAAGUACCCGUCGUGCCUAGGCUUCUCUGUCGAAGAUCACGAACUCAGUGACUCGCAGAAGAAAAGUAGACAUGCGGCUCUGGACUAUAUGAUCCGGGUGAAACUGUUCCCACGCAUGCCACGUGCCGAUUUUCCGCAUUUUACAAAACCAGAGAAUUAUCUAGCGAUUGUCCUUAUUGAAAACUGCAAAUCAGAAGCUGAUAUGAAGCAACGAGUGGAUAGGGCUUUGUGUUGGAAACAAGUGAGAGAUACCACCGUUCUCCCACAUGUCCAAGCCGGCAAGAUCGUAAACGACCAUCAUGUCUGUGCUAAUCUCCACGCAUGUGUUUCAGCGCUCAGAGAUAUAGGCCACAGGAUACACGUGAAGACGAACUUGUUGGCGCCUAGUCAUCGAGGGUAUUCGGCCGAAAGCCAUUGA